AUCGGCUCAGCAACACGCGAAACACAACAACACAACAAUAACAGCAAAAGCAAUAGCAGUAACAGCAUAUUGUUGUUAUAUACACAGACAGAACUGACAAUUAUCUCAUAUUCUCAGUCGUCGCGCAAUUGCCGUCGUCACCAUGUCUCUCCACGACACACUUAUCUACAUAAACUCGACGGUCGAGUCGAUAUCCUCACAGUUCACGCGCCUGCCGGGGUCUUCGAUCAUCCUGCGCUACGUGCGGUCAUCGUACCAGAACGACCCUGCGCGGAGUGUGCUUGAGUUCUGCUUGUUUUUGUUUGCGGUGCGGUACUUUUUGGCGUCCAAGUACUCGGUUACGAAGAAGGACUUUGUUAGGCUUACGGAUGGGGAAAUUGACGAGUUGGUGGAUGAAUGGACGCCUGAGCCCCUUGUCCCUGCCAUGGACGAGGCCUCGCAGACCGACGUCGACAAGAUUCCCGUGAUUGUUGGUGCCACCGGCCCGAAGGUCAAGCUCGCGACCGGCAAAUCCGCCAUGAACCUCGCGUCCGCCAACAUGCUCAACCUGGUCAGCAACGAGCAAAUCAAGCAGGACGCCAUCAACACCGUGCACGAGUACGGCGUCGGCGUCUGUGGCCCUCCUGGGUUCUAUGGAUACCAGCGGGUACACAUCAACGCGGAGAAAGACAUCGCCGCAUUCCUCGGCAUGCCGGCGGCGAUUAUCUACGCGCAGGCGUUCAACACGAUCUCGUCUGUCAUUCCUGCGUUUGCCAAGCGCGGAGAUAUCAUUGUCGCCGACGCAGCGUGUAAUAUCGCGGUUUGCAAGGGCAUCACGAUUUCGCGCGCGACCGUGCGGUGGUAUGAGCACAAUAACAUGGAAGACCUCGAGCGCGUGCUCGAGCGGGUUAGUAAGGAGGUCAAGGGCCGGCCGUUGACGCGCCGGUUUGUCGUCUCCGAGGGCUUGUUUGAGAACAUUGGCGACAUCUGCAAUCUGCCCAAGAUCCUCGAGUUGAAGGAUAAGUACAAGUACCGGCUGAUUCUCGAGGAGAGUUUCUCGGUCGGUGUGAUUGGCAAGACCGGGCGCGGCGUGGCGGAGUACUACGGCGUGGACGCGACCGAGAUUGAUAUAAUCUCGGGCUCGAUGGCGAACACGAUGGUUGCCGGGGGCGGAUUCUGCGUGAGCUCGGAGUACGCGGUCAAGCACCAGCGCAUCAACGCGCUUGGGUACGUGUUUUCGGCCGCGUUGCCGGGGUACCUGGCAAAGACUGCGUCGAACGCUGUGGCGAUCAUGACUACUUCGCCCGAGCUGUUUUCGCAGUUGAAUGCGAAUGCGCGCGCGUUUAGAGAGAUUAUCAGCAAGUCGCAGUACGUGUACUCGCCGUCUGACCCGGACAGUCCGCUGAUCCAUCUGCGCCUGAAAUCGGAGAUUCUCGAGACGCGCAAGAUCGAUGACGAAGACCACGUGCUGCAGGACAUUGUGGACGAGUGCUUAUACAACGGGGUGCUGAUUACGCGCAACAAGUACGUGCAGAGCGCGGAGAACUUCCCGAUUCUGCCGAGUUUGAAGGUGCAGGUUACGACUGGGUUGAAUAAGAAGGAGACGGAGAAGGCGGCGCUGGUUGUCAAGGCUGCGAUUUCAAAGGUUGUCGCGAAGAUUCCCAAGGCUAAGCACUGAAUACUCUGUGCUUUUUUGUGCUGCUUUUUUUUAAUUUUUAUUUUGUGCUUUGGUUGGGAGAUAUAACGGAAACAGGUUGCAAGAGCGAAAGAUUGGUAUAUAAAUAUCCUGUGAUGUAGCGCUAGUAUGAAUCUAUUCUAUAAGGACU
Molecule: messenger RNA, 1805 nt
Organism: Myxozyma melibiosi
Lineage: Eukaryota; Fungi; Ascomycota; Lipomycetes; Lipomycetales; Lipomycetaceae
Product: pyridoxal phosphate-dependent transferase
Exons: 3
Coding region: 143-1657 (504 amino acids)
Biological process (GO): ceramide biosynthetic process; sphingosine biosynthetic process
Cellular component (GO): endoplasmic reticulum
Molecular function (GO): serine C-palmitoyltransferase activity; pyridoxal phosphate binding
Source: RefSeq, a predicted model, not a curated record